AUGGAAGUCUUCCUCUCCAACGUUCCCCCGCGCCUGACGGACCGUACCUUGGAAAAGGAACUGAAGCCCUACCUGAAUGUUUUGGGUAUUCUGGACUGGUCAUGCUCUUCCAAGGCCGGCAGCAAGCUCGGCUGGGUGACCUUUCUCAACUGGGAGGAUGGUCGCAAAUUCUUGCUGCGCCAUGGGAAACAACCCAUAGCCACCCCGGAACCUGCGCGCAUCUCCACAUCGUCGAGUUCUUCCAGAAGCAGAAAGGGCCCAAGAGACAAGCCAAAUCUCCACCUCAUGAACAACCCCGUCUUCGUCUCCCAGAGCGACAGACCCCCCGACCCUUUUGCCCUCAGAAGCCUCAGCCAUCGUCUGCAAGAAAAGUACAAGCAGCGCAAGCAGCAAGACUCCUCCCCCGACAACGAUACCGUCAAGUUUCACGUUGCGAGACUGGCGUGUGGUCACAAUUCGUUUGGCGACGGUAACCAGGCCCUCAUUUUUCACGAGCAGUACCGACUGGACGACCGCGGCCUUGCCAAGUUCGGCAAACGGAUGCUCACCCUGAAGCUCGAUCAGGGCGCCAAGAUCGAAGUACCUUAUUCCUCCAUCGUCGAGAUGAUACACACCUCAGCACCGGCUACCUUUACCUUUGUCUUGAGUGAACCCCCUCACUUCUACCAGUCCCUCACCGAGAUCCAAGACAUGAUGGCCCAGCUGGGUCUGAAUCCUCGCAUGUUGCCCCAGAAGGGCCAUAUCCGCUGUCUCAACAUCCCUGGAGUCGAAGGGCAUGUCAAAUAUUCCGGCAGUUGUCUUGUCUAUCAGAUCAGUGUCUUUGACACCGACUUUGACCACAAGAUGAUCCAUCUUGAGAAAAAGGGCUUGCUAUCUAUCGCUCACUUCAAUGUUGCCCUUAAUCAGACUCCCGCUUUCCGCAGAGAAGACUACCCUAGUUCAUGGACUCACUUUUACGACGGAUUGGCUACUGCUGGAAAGAACGAGUCACUCCCAUUUAGUAUCCUCUUCCAGCUACAGUCUCUGGUGUGGAACAAUUUCCUACACCCACGCUCCGUACACCAGAUGCUACUGUCUCUCCAAUUCAUAUUCCAAAAGGCAAAAGCGGACAACAAGCCCGAACCAAUCUCUGAACAGGCUUUCAAGAGCCUUCGUGGGAAUAUUCAAGAUGCCAUACCAUUUCCAAUCCAUAACGCGGACCCCAAGAAUCUCGAGCCGGACGAGAUUCUGCGCCACCUUUUAGUGGUCGAAAAGCGCCUACGUUCCGAACAUGUCUACCGGAAAGACGCGUUAGGACCUGCGACAGCAAACCACCACGUGCAGGUUUUCAAGGCCAUGGUUACGCCAACGAGAAUUACACUCCAUGGCCCCGAGCCAGAACCCUUGAAUAGAGUGCUUCGCAGAUUCCCUGACCACACGAGUUAUUUUAUGCGGGUUACUUUUUGCGAUGAAGAUGGCGGUGAUUUGUUCUUCAAUCCCAGGGUGUCCUACGACCAGAUCUUUGAUCGCUACCGGAAAGUCCUGAACGGUGGAAUACCGAUUGCUGGCCGGGUCUACCAGUUUCUUGGGUUCUCGCAUUCAUCUCUGCGAUCCCACUCGGCUUGGUUUUCUGCCCCAUUCGUGGAUAGCACUGGCAAACUGCAGUUGUACGCAAACAUCAUCAAGUCCCUUGGCGAUUUUGAUCACAUUCAAAUACCCGCCAAGUGCGCGGCGCGUAUUGGGCAAGCAUUCUCCGAGACUCCUGCAUUCAUCAAUCUCUCCGAGCACCGUAUCAGGCACUGGGACAUACCAGAUGUCAAAUCGCACGAUGGAAAAAUUCAACGAGUUUUCAGCGACGGCGUCGGAACUAUCUCGCAAGAAGCCAUCGAACUGGUCUGGCCACGGCUCCCCCAACGGUCGCUCAUCCCGACAUGUUUGCAGAUCCGCUGGGGGGGCGUCAAGGGUAUGCUCUCCCUGGAAUCCCGGCUAUCGGGCCGUUCUAUCUGCAUCCGCAGGGAAUCUAUGGAGAAAUUUCCGAGCACUGAUGUGCAGAACCUUGAAAUCUGCGAUGCGGCAUCCAAGCCUCUUAAGCUAGUUCUCAACCGCCAGAUGAUCAAGAUUAUGGAGGAUUUGGGCGUUGACAAGAACUUCUUCCUCCGGUUGCAGAAGAAUGAACUUGACCGUCUGCGUGCCGUCACAGCAGAUGCAUACAACACCGGGACGUUCCUUCAUCUCCAGGGUGUGGGCUCGGCCUUCUUUCUCCCAACUUUCAUCAAAAGCCUCGAAAAGUAUGGUAUCGACUACCGACGAGAUGAUUUCCUAAGGGCAGUGGUGGAGUCAACCGUCCUGCGGGAGUUGCGCUUGCUUAAGCACAAGGCUCGAAUCCCUGUGCCUCAGGGUGCCACUCUCUUUGGCGUCAUGGACGAGACCGGAUUCCUCAAAGAGGGGGAAGUUUAUGUCUGCUAUGAUACAUACAAGAGUCCCGGAAAAGCUCCCACCGAAAGAUCUCUUCGGGACGGAAGAGUGCUGGUGACACGGUCGCCUGCCCUUCACCCUGGUGAUAUCCAGUUGGCCAACAUGAGAACGCCGCCGCCCGGCCAUCCGCUGCGCAAUCUCCGCAACUGUGUUGCAUUCAGCCAGCACGGACAGCGCGAUUUGCCCAGCCAGCUAAGUGGUGGCGAUCUUGAUGGCGAUCUCUACAACAUCAUCUGGGAUAAACAAGCCAUGCCCCGAUGGAUUUGCAAAGCCGCGGACUACCCCAGAGUAACACCGGAGCCUCUUGGGCGGCCGGUGACAAGAGAUGAUAUGGCAAACUGGUUCGUUGACUUCAUGAAAUCCGACGUUCUCGGUUUGAUUGCCACGCGACACCUCAUCUUAUCAGACCAAGACCAGGAAGGCACAAUGGGGAGAAACUGUCUCAAGCUUGCUGAGCUGCAUUCUACCGCUGUUGAUUUCUCCAAGACAGGAAUUGCGGUCGAACAGAGGGAAAUUCCAAAGGCGCCUCGUUUCCGACCUGACUUUCUUGCACCUGCCCCUCCCGCUCAGCUCUAUGAUCGUACCCAUAUUGAUUUUAUAGACGAAGACGAAGCAGUUGAUGAUGACGAAGAUGCGCAGGGACCAAAUCACAAGUACUACAAGUCGGAAAAUAUACUCGGUCAGCUUUACCGUAACGUCAAUGAGAAGCAGAUUUGGGAUCAAGAUAUCAAUCGCGUUGUGUCGAAAGCUGGUCCAUCCGUUUGGGACCAGUUCCUAGGGCUCAUGGAGCGCAAGAUUGGAGAAUACGGCAAAGGACGCAUUCGCUGGGAGACGAAGCGCGAGCAAGCCCAAAGUUUGCGUGACGUGUUCGAGGACACUGUCAGUGGAUUCAUGGUGCAAUACUCGGACAAUCACAUGAAACAGCUCACAGAGGUCGAAGUCUUCUGUGGCUCCAUCUUCAACAAAACAGGGUCGCAGACCCGACGUCAGAAAGACAACUCCAAGAAGCUCAAGCAAGAUUUCGAUCGCCUUGCAGACCACAUGACGCAACAGAUGAGACGGAAAGUUCGGAAUGUCGAGGGUUCUAGCACAGCGGUAAAUGAUGAUCUUGACUCCACCUUUGAUAAAGAGGCUCCUGGCUCAGCGGCUGUCGAUGAUCUUGACCGACUUCUCGCACCCAACAGGGAGGCGUUGGAGAUGUCCUAUGCCUGUCUAAAGGUGGGAUUGUUGGACAAUUCCGACGUCGAGUAUGAACAUUGGGCCCAGUUACAGAGCUUCAAGGUGAUUGCGGCCAGCGUCCUGCUCAGAGAGCUGACAGAGCUCGCGAAUCGCGUGAGUUGCGGUCGGUUGGUGUAUGCUAAUGGUGAUGAGACGACGAGUGGAGGCUUUGUUGGUGUCAACUCAGGGCCUGCUUUCUCGUAUGCGUAUAAUGGUUACGAUGUUGAUGUUGGGCAGUACCCCAACUACGGGUACAGUCAGUAUCUGUGA
This is a messenger RNA of Colletotrichum graminicola M1.001, 3942 nucleotides long. Its product is annotated as RNA dependent RNA polymerase. The record is from RefSeq and is a predicted model, not a curated record. NCBI's taxonomy places the organism in Eukaryota, Fungi, Ascomycota, Sordariomycetes, Glomerellales, Glomerellaceae. Gene Ontology annotation, biological process: siRNA processing. The coding region runs from base 1 to 3942 and encodes 1313 amino acids. Gene Ontology annotation, cellular component: nuclear RNA-directed RNA polymerase complex. The transcript is spliced from 3 exons. Gene Ontology annotation, molecular function: RNA-directed RNA polymerase activity.